This is a messenger RNA of Cantharellus anzutake, 1335 nucleotides long. Its product is annotated as Bystin-domain-containing protein. Lineage: Eukaryota; Fungi; Basidiomycota; Agaricomycetes; Cantharellales; Hydnaceae. Gene Ontology annotation, cellular component: preribosome, small subunit precursor; cytoplasm; nucleolus. The coding region runs from base 1 to 1335 and encodes 444 amino acids. The transcript is spliced from 10 exons. Gene Ontology annotation, biological process: rRNA processing. Gene Ontology annotation, molecular function: snoRNA binding. The record is from RefSeq and is a predicted model, not a curated record.
AUGCCUAAGGUCUAUGGCAAGAAGAUAGUGGCCCGUCACGACCCUCUGGCCAUCGAAAUCAGCCAAGAUGAGCAGUUGGCAAAACACGGUCUUAUAUCUAAACCUGGUCGUCGAAAUAAGAGAGCCAGAAAGGAUGAGGUUGGGGAGGGCGAAACGUUGGAUGCUAAAACUUCGAAGAAGAUCCUAUCGCUGGCCCAAGCCCAGCAGGAUGAGAUCAACGGAGAGGAAGAAGACGGGAAGGAAGGGUCCACGGCUGAGCUUUUGAAUGGCCACGAGGGGGAAGAGGAGGAUGAGAAGGAGUGGGAUGAAGACGAAGAGUACGAAGAAUUGGAAAUUGAUCCCGAAGACCUAAACACUCUGGAAAGGUUGCUUCCAGAAGGCCCAAACACCCACCGGACACUCGCCGAUAUCAUUCUCGAAAAAAUAGAAUCCUCGAAAAGACCAGAUCAAACUUCAUCCGCACCAACUAUAGUCCCUGAUGGUUCCCUUGAUCCUGCGGCGGGACUCGAUCCAAGGAUUGUCGCUGUAUACUCAAAAGUUGGGGGACUUUUUCAAAAAGGACGCUACAAGUCUGGCCCAGUUCCCAAAGUUUUCAAAAUUCUCCCUACACACCCCGAAUGGGCACGAUAUUUAGCUCUUACCAACCCCGAGAAUUGGUCGCCACAGGCCACUUUCGAGGCAACCAAAAUCUUUAUCUCCAACCUUAAACCCGAGCAAGCCCGUGUGUUCCUCGAGGGUGUCGUCCUACCGAAUGUUAGAGAUGAUAUACAAGAGCACGGUGGGAAGCUGAAUGUCCACCUCUACAACGCUCUGAGGAAGGGCCUGUAUAAGCCUGCAGCUUGGUUCAAGGGGAUAUUGUUCCCACUAUGCAAGGGCGGAUGUACCCUCAAAGAAGCGUCGAUCGUUGGGUCCGUUUUGUCACGGGUCCGUAUCCCCAUCCUGCAUUCGGCCGCUGCACUCUUACGACUUGCUAGCAUGGACUACUCAGGCGAAGGGUCAACGUCUCUGUUCAUUCGAGUCCUUCUGGACAAGAAAUAUGCCCUUCCCUACCAAGUCGUUGACGGCUUGUGGUCCCAUUUCGUGCGUUUAGCUAACGAACGCAAGGCACCAAUGCGUCCCGGGGACAAACUCCCUGUGUUAUGGCACCAAAGUCUCUUGGUUUUCUGUCAACGUUAUGCUUCAGAUAUGACUCCCGACCAGAAAGAUGCUCUGUUAGAUGUAGUACGCAUUCAAUAUCACCCUCAAAUUGGGCCCGAAAUUCGAAGAGAGCUUGUCCACUCUGUAGCACGUGGGGAGCCGAGACCGACAGAGGAUGUCGAGAUGCGGGGCGCUUAA